Messenger RNA from Carassius carassius (crucian carp), 2341 nucleotides. It is a transcript of the gene abi1b, whose product is annotated as abl-interactor 1b. Lineage: Eukaryota; Metazoa; Chordata; Actinopteri; Cypriniformes; Cyprinidae. Bases 191 to 1711 code for a protein of 506 amino acids. The record is from RefSeq and is a predicted model, not a curated record. Gene Ontology annotation, molecular function: SH3 domain binding. Gene Ontology annotation, cellular component: lamellipodium; intracellular anatomical structure. The transcript has 11 exons.
CCGCUGAGCAAAUCGCACUCCUCUCCCAUUGGCCAAUAACGAAUUCUCAGAGCCGAGCAGCCAAUCACAACCCAGUGCGUAAAGCGCUGCGUGGAGAAUCGUCACCCUGCUGAAAAAAGAGGAGCCAACGGGAAUCCCAUAAUGCCAGGCGAGGGACCUCCUGUCGGAGAGUGAAGCUCCGCUGGUUUCAAUGAAAGAGGGGGAGAAGAGUAAUGCAGAGGGAUGUAAGAUGGCAGAGCUACAAAUGUUGUUAGAGGAAGAAAUCCCGGCUGGAAAAAGAGCCCUUGUGGAGAGCUACCAAAACCUUUCAAGGGUCGCGGAAUAUUGCGAGAACAAUUAUGUGCAGGCACAAGACAAGAGGAAAGCCCUUGAGGAGACCAAAGCCUACACCACCCAGUCCCUGGCGAGCGUGGCCUAUCAGAUCAAUGCCUUAGCCAACAAUGUGCUGCAGCUGUUGGAUAUUCAGGCUUCACAGCUGCGCAGGAUGGAGUCCUCCAUCAACCACAUCUCUCAGACUGUAGACAUUCAUAAAGAAAAAGUUGCUAGACGAGAGAUCGGGAUCCUCACCACCAACAAAAACACAUCUCGGACCCACAAAAUCAUCGCCCCCGGGAACAUGGAGCGGCCCGUGCGCUACAUCAGGAAGCCCAUAGAUUACACCCUGCUGGAUGACGUGGGUCACGGUGUUAAAUGGCUUAAAGCAAAGCAAGGGAAUAACCAGCCAGCUCGGGGAGGUGGAGGAACAUUAUCCAGGACGAACCCCCCCACACAGAAGCCCCCAAGCCCACCCAUGGCAGGGAGAGGUACCCUGGGACGAAACACACCGUAUAAGACGCUGGAGCCAGUCAAGCCUCCUGUGGUGCCUAAUGACUACAUGACCAGUCCGGCUCGCCUGGGCAGCCAGAACAGCCCUGGACGCACUGCCUCACUCAGUCAGAGACCUCGAACGCACAGUGGCAGUAGUGGGGGCAGCGGCGGUCGAGAGAACAGCAGUAAUAGUAUGGGAAUCCCUCUGGCUGUGCCAACACCUUCCCCUCCCAGUAUGGCACCAGUUCCUCAAGGUCCAGGUUUGGGCCCGAUCCCGAUGUCUCAGUUUGGAACAAUCUCCCGGCAGAUUUCCAGACACAAUUCCUCCAGCACUUCUUCCUCUGCCUCUAUGGUGUCAGCCACCGGCACCUACCGGCGUGCCCCUGCCGGCUCCUCCCAGUUCUCUGUGCCUCAACCCCAUCUGAACGGGGGUCCCACAUAUCCCCAGAACACAAUGUCUAUCGCUCCACCACCUCCUCCCUUGGUGCAGCUGACACCCCAGAUUCCUCUCACUGGCUUUGUGGCCAGAGUUCAGGAGAACAUAACAGACAGCCCCUCUCCCCCCCCUCCUCCGCUACCUGAGGACACGCCCUUGUUUGAGGAAGCAGCUCCGCCUCCUCCACCUCCACCUGCAGAUUAUGAUGAAGAAGAUGCAGCUCUGGUGCACUACAAUGACCCCUAUGCUGAUGGAGACCCUCACUGGGCCCCAAAAUCCUUCUUAGAGAAGGUGGUGGCCAUCUAUGACUACGCGAAGGACAAAGAUGAUGAGCUGUCCUUCAUGGAGGGCGCCAUCAUCUACAUCAUCAAGAAAAAUGAUGAUGGCUGGUUCGAGGGCGUGUGUAACGGUGUCACAGGACUGUUUCCUGGCAACUACGUCGAGUCCAUCAUGCACUACGCUGACUAAAGCUACAUUCCAGAGACCGCGUACAAUGCAGCCAAUCAGUUACAAACAUUGCAAAGUGCAUUAGGAUAUGACUUAAUGUUCGUUUUCGUCCAAUCGCAAAUGUAUCCAAGAAUCUGCAGUGCUGAAGGUUUGAGGAGACAGAAGAAUAUGAAAAGAAACGAGUCUCACUGCUUUCUGGUUAGGUUGACUCAUAUAUUUUGUACAUAUAUUGCAGUGAGACUUUGCCCUAGUGUUUGUUUUUGUGCGUGUUUUGUCAUCGUAUAGUGUUUGCCAAGUGUCAGCUAGGGCUAGUUAAUUUAGUUUUUUAUUUUUAUUUUAUUUUUCUAAACUGUCAUGCUCUUCCCUAACGUGAGGAAGAAAUCUUUGAAUGUCAUUCCUGGAAAAAUAAUUAGGCAACAAUAUAAAAAAGACAAUUACAUCUUUAGCUAUGUUUUGCAUUCAGGUUUAGCUUAUGUUUACUCAUACUGAUCAUAUUACCUCACGACUGAAAGGUGAGGGAAAAGACCGAUGCAGUAAUGUGCAGCGAUUCUCCUGCAUAUCCAGUGUUGCCAAGUCCGUGGUUUUCCUGCGGAAUUGAGCUUCUUUAACACUGUUGCCGCGGGUUGUUUUUCAUCCCCGCGGAUUUAAGCG